Messenger RNA from Penicillium odoratum, 1650 nucleotides. RefSeq names its product putative MFS multidrug transporter. Gene Ontology annotation, biological process: transmembrane transport; basic amino acid transport. Gene Ontology annotation, molecular function: basic amino acid transmembrane transporter activity. NCBI's taxonomy places the organism in Eukaryota, Fungi, Ascomycota, Eurotiomycetes, Eurotiales, Aspergillaceae. Gene Ontology annotation, cellular component: fungal-type vacuole membrane. The record is from RefSeq and is a predicted model, not a curated record. The coding region runs from base 1 to 1650 and encodes 549 amino acids. The transcript is spliced from 5 exons.
AUGGCGCCUGAGCGGAAUCCUUCCGAGACUACCCCGUUGCUGGUGUCCGGCAACGGCACUGCGACUACGGGAGCAAUUGACAUCCCCCAUGAAGAGUUGGCAGAACCAAGACAAGAUGAGGAUGAUCAGGUUAAACAGCCGUUUCAAGAUACACAAACUCAACUUAAAUAUGUUGUUCCUGCAAUUUCAUUAGGUGUCUUCAUGUCCGCUGCGGAUCAGACCAUCAUCAUGGCCAGUUAUGGUCAGAUUGGUAGUGACUUGAAUGCUCUGAAUUUGACCAGCUGGAUUGCCACUUCCUACUUCCUUACCCUAACCUCGUUCCAACCACUUUACGGGAAAUUAAGCGAUAUCUUUGGCCGGAAGCCGUGUCUGCUUUUUGCUUAUGCCAUUUUUGGACUUGGCAAUCUUGGCUGUGGCCUUUCACGUAAUAUCAAUGAGUUGAUUGCGGCACGCGUGUUGCAAGGCAUUGGAGGUGGCGGGAUGACUACUGUUGUCUCUAUUUUGAUGAGUGAUCUGGUUCCCUUGCGCGAUCGAGGUCUUUGGCAAGGGAUUAUAAAUAUCGCCUAUGCCACUGGAUCAAGCACAGGUGCACCUCUGGGUGGCAUUCUGGCUGAUUAUAUCGGCUGGCGUUGGGCUUUCCUGGCGCAAUUUCCCGUCUGCAUCAUGGCUAUAAUUUCCGUAUCCCUCAUGCUUAAGCUUCCAGCCAGCGAAAAUACACACUGGAAGACGAAGCUAAAGCGCAUUGACUUUCUUGGCGCUAUUGUCCUCGUUGGUGCUGUUCUAGGCUUCCUGGUAGGCUUGGAUCGUGGCAGCAAUGUUUCAUGGACCAUGCCGUUGACCGUCAUUUCCCUGGGCGUGUCGGCCUGCCUCUUCAUUCUCUUUAUCCUGGUGGAAACCUAUGUCGCAACCGAACCUUUUGCACCAGGUCACAUCAUAUUCAACCGUACAUUUUUCUCCCUCUAUUGCUGUAACUUCUUCAGUUUUGGGGGCUGGCUUGCCAUACUGUUCUACAUCCCGCUCUAUUUCCAAGCAGUUGAUGGUGUGUCAGCUACUAUUGCUGGAGUGCGCUUAUUGCCCAGCAUUUUGGCCGGUGCAUCCGGCUCAAUUUUCUCUGGACUGAUCAUGAGAUGGACUGGAAAAUAUUAUUGGCUCACACUUGCAGCAUACUCAUGUUUGACCUCAGGCUGUUUCCUGAUCUACAUUUCUUCGGGUGGUGCCAUGACAAGCACCAUUGCCAUGGUGAUUGGGAUGGUCAUGUCAGCAUUUGGCAAUGGAAUUGGAGUCACAUCGACAUUGGUCGGCUUGAUAUCAAACUCCACUGUCGAAGAUCAGGCCGUGGUCACUGCUUGCUCUUAUUUGUUCCGGUCCAUGGGUUCCAUGAUUGGGGUUUCACUGUCUUCAAGUGUGGUCCAACAGCUUUUGCGGGAGCGACUUCGAUCUGACUUGCAUGACAGCAAGAAUAUUGAUGAAAUUGUUAAUGGUGUUCGAGAAAGUCUUGACUAUAUUAAAAAGUUAGACCCGGAGAUCGCCAAGAUUGUCCGUAACUGCUACGCGUGGUCGACUAACAAGGGUUUCGGCUUUCUGACCAUUGUGGUGUUUUUCGCCUUUUUCAGUGCCUGCUUUAUCCGCGAGGCCAACCUAAAGCGGUGA